Molecule: messenger RNA, 1180 nt
Organism: Ceratina calcarata
Lineage: Eukaryota; Metazoa; Arthropoda; Insecta; Hymenoptera; Apidae
Product: protein FAM45A
Exons: 4
Coding region: 3-1061 (352 amino acids)
Biological process (GO): regulation of early endosome to late endosome transport; protein transport
Cellular component (GO): late endosome
Molecular function (GO): guanyl-nucleotide exchange factor activity; small GTPase binding
Source: RefSeq, a predicted model, not a curated record
ACAUGGCUCCCCUUACAGAUUUAUUGUCGUGUAGCAUAAUCGAAAAAGAUUCUAACGGCGAUAUAUUGUGGACAUGGGUCUAUCCAACUGUUUCUGAAUCGCAAAGGACUGUUGUCGCGAGAAAAUGCAAUUUAGAAUUAGAGCACAAUUCUCCCCAGGUGUUCGUAUUUUCGAGAUACAAACACGCGUGGUUCUACAUACAUUGUAACGAAGUGUUCGAUUCUGACAAAUUGCCAAAAGUGAAACAGUUUGCCCUAGUUCUAUUCGCAAAAGAUUUUAAUCCACGAAAGUAUGAGGUCCUUUCGAGAGUGCUCAGCAAAAUGUACUGCAAGACUGGGAAACCUACGGAAAUAUUACAAUUGUAUCUCUCAGUAUUUACGAAAGGAUCAUGCUCCACUCAGGAGAACGGGACGUUCGUUUCCGACGACUUUAAUACUCAUUCCUUUAUAAUAAACACGAAUGCCAGGGAAAUGAUCAAGACGUUCGAACUGAAAACGAUUCUCAUAUACACUGCUCUUCUCUUAAAGAAACGGAUAAUCGUUUAUCAUCACAGUUUAGAACAACUUUUGAGGUGGAUUGGAACUUUUCCCUCAUUGAUGAAACACCGAAAUGUUACAGAUAAUCUAUUCCCAUGGAUAGAUCUAACGGAUGAUGAACUAGCAGAAUUGAAAGGACACUCGCACUACGUCGCAGGCUGUAGAAACAGUUCAGUUUCAUCGAGAACUGACUUGUUCGAUUUGCUGGUAAACAUACCAGCCAGAGAAAUCACAGUUGCGUCUCAUGCAAAAGAGAGUUUAACGAUGACAAAGACACAUAAAGAAAUAGCACUGUUCAUGAUUCAAUUGAGUGAAAAUCAGUCUUACGCGGAAGCCCAAAUAAUAUCCGAGAUCAAUGACAAGACUCAAGAUUUACUGAAUCAGCUGAAAUCGUUAGCUGUCCUUCAAGGACCCGAUGGUCAGAAAAUGGUUUCCGCACAAACAUUAAAAGAAAAAAAUUUACCACCCGCGGUAGAAAAUUUCCUGAUCAACUUGGCCGUGGCAGAAAACUUGUUUCUACUGUAAUAUGACACUGUCUUCAUAUUUUUGUACAUAUAUUUAAAGAAUCUUACACAAUAAAUAUAUCGACGUGUUAAUUGUAAAACUCAUUCCCAAAUUGCGAAUAAUAAUUUGAAUUGAAAAGA